AUGGAUAGCUUGACGCAAUACAGGGAUUCCAUAAAAGAACGAUUGGAUAACGCGGAUCUUCUGGUUGCAAAACUGGUGCAUGAAAAUACAGUUCUGACCCAGACUGUUGAGACAAAGACACAAGAGAUUGAGGGGUUUCAGCAGCAGAUUCAUGGUUUGGAGGAAAAAGUGAGGGAACUCACUUCCCUUCAGGCAAAACAAGAAGAAAAUAUGGAAAUCGUGAAGGAUCUAUUCGAACAUCUGUGUGGUGUACGAGUACAUAAGUCAUAUGAAGACGACACAGGUCUCUGGUUUGACACUUCGCAGGGUUCCAAAAAUGGCAUAAUGGAUUACAAGUUAGGAUUUGUCAAAAGCGAAUCAUUUCCUGGAACUGAGGUGAUUUAUGUACCGCUUCUGAAACAAAGAACAUCAGAUGAACUACGAAUACUGCAAAACCAAAUUCCCGCCUAUAUGUUUGACACGCUUAGCUUUCCAUUAAAGGCGUUGCAUCAGUUCUACUCCAAAAUGGCGAGGUGUUUGAAUAAAAAGGUGAAUGAAAAUAACUAA
Zygotorulaspora mrakii is the source of this 546-nucleotide messenger RNA. RefSeq names its product Csm1p (gene CSM1). The record is from RefSeq and is a predicted model, not a curated record. Gene Ontology annotation, biological process: attachment of mitotic spindle microtubules to kinetochore; homologous chromosome segregation; meiotic sister chromatid segregation. The coding region runs from base 1 to 546 and encodes 181 amino acids. Gene Ontology annotation, molecular function: microtubule site clamp; protein binding. The transcript has a single exon. NCBI's taxonomy places the organism in Eukaryota, Fungi, Ascomycota, Saccharomycetes, Saccharomycetales, Saccharomycetaceae. Gene Ontology annotation, cellular component: nucleolus; mitotic spindle; chromosome, centromeric core domain.